Yarrowia lipolytica CLIB122 is the source of this 1752-nucleotide messenger RNA. RefSeq lists its product as uncharacterized. The record is from RefSeq and is a predicted model, not a curated record. Lineage: Eukaryota; Fungi; Ascomycota; Dipodascomycetes; Dipodascales.
AUGUCCAACACUCUGGUCAAAAAGGGCCAGGGCCAGGCGGCAUCCAACGCCAAAAAAAUCGGCUACAACAAAAAGAAGGGCGGCGGCCAGACCAAGGGCCGGCCUGCGUUUGUGUUCAAGCUGUGGAACAUGGUCAACGACCCUGCCUACGACGAGUACAUCCGGUGGAUGCCUGACGGCAAGUCGUUCCAGAUCACGGGCCGAGAGCAGCUGGAGAAAAUUGUGCUGCCGCGGUUCUUCAAACAUAACAACUUCUCGUCGUUUGUGCGGCAGCUCAACAUGUACGGGUGGCACAAGGUCCAGGACGUGACCAGUGGCAGCAUGCAAUCCAACGACGAGGUGUGGCAGUUCAAGAGCCCCAACUUCAUCCGCGGCCGCGAAGACCUGCUCGACAACAUUGUGCGAAACAAGGGAACCAAGGGCAGCGACGAGGAGGAGGAAAUGGACAUGACCACACUGAUGGACGAGCUGCAACAGAUCAAGCUCAACCAGCUUAACCUGACCCAGGAGGUCAACAAGCUCCGCACAGACAACCAGCUCCUGUGGCAAGAGAACCUGGGCUUCAAGGACAAGCACAAGCAGCAUGGCGAGACGCUGGAGCGAAUUAUGCGCUUCCUGGCCUCUCUGUACGGCAACCAGGGCAAGGUGCUUGGAGAAGCCAUCUCUGGCAACAGAAACCAGCGUCUGCUUCUGGGCAACACUGAUCCCGCCCAGGCUACACAUAUGAUCAAUGAGGCGGCUGCAGCUGCUGCCGCAGAGAACAGCGGCAACUUCCCCUUUGAGAUGAACGACAUGUUCAACAACAACAACAACAACAACAACAACAGCAAUAACCCCAACGACAGCCCCUCGUUUGCACGAGUCCAGCCGCUGUCCUCUACCAACUCACCGCAGACGGUAACAGGAUCUCCCCGGGAAGAAAACAACAAAACAAACAACACAAACAACACAAGCAACAAUUACGACAAGAUUACGGCAUACGACACCGACACGGGAUCGGAGCUUCCCGACAACCUGCAGGACCUCACUGACCUGUCGGACUUCACACCCUCCAUGCUGGACCCCCAGACUGUGCAGCAGUCCAUGGAGCCUCCCAUGGGUUUCGGGGACCUCAACAAGAAUUCCUCGUUGAUACUCUCUAACAACUCCAACAACUCCAUCAACAUGCCCCAGACGCCAAUGCGAAACAACUCCACUAGCUCCCAUAGCUCGCAGAACAUGUCGCACCACAACUACAACUACCAGCCCAGCACGCCCGGCGCGUUAUUCCCUGAGCUAGAGGCGUUCCAGGGCGCCAACGACCAGCUGAUCCGGUCGGCCGAGCGUCCCCGAAACAACCUCAACAUCAACGGCAACGGCAAGGCCGACGAUCUGCAGCGACAGCUUCAGGAUCAUGGCCGUCACAUUGACCAGUUCACUGACCGGCUCAAGAAGCAGCAGGGAUACCAGCCGCAGCAGUUGCAGCACCAGCAACAACCGCAGCAGCCUCAGCAGCAGCCCACCCCGAUGCAGGCACCUGCUCCCACGCCGGCAUCCACAAUCAGCUCUGCACCUACCCCUGAUCCUACUUCUGACCUGUUCAACGUGGGCGACCCCAACAUUGUGCCCAUGCAGGAUUUCAACAUGGACGACUACAUUGAUAACGAGGCGGACAUGUUUGACCCUGAAGUCAAGAUUGAGGAAGACAUGCCUCUGGUGACAGAGUUGGAUUCGCCUGCGCCUCGGCCUAAGAAGCGUAAGGCUGGAGAGUAG